Messenger RNA from Xyrichtys novacula (pearly razorfish), 7249 nucleotides. The record is from the annotation of a GenBank genome assembly. Lineage: Eukaryota; Metazoa; Chordata; Actinopteri; Labriformes; Labridae.
AAAAGGUCAACCUUUGUAACGUGUCAACAGUCGGCUGUCACCCGAACACCGGUAUCACUCCGCUCCCCGUCCACUGUUUUUGUGUUCCUCACCCUCAUAACCGACUAAAGCGGAGCGGACCUGAAACGUUUAGUCUUGAAAAAUGGCGAAGAAGCGGAGAGAAAGACGCGAGACCGACGGUUUGUCCUCAGUACAGGAAGAGGUGAAGAGGGAUGUUAGCGACUCACAAGUACCGAAAGGUUGGUUCUGACUAUGGUGGCUAACCUGAAUGGUUUGAGGAAAGCUAGGACUUAAUAGUGGUUAAAGGUAGAGUGAGCAAUAUAACGACAUCACCGCGUCAUUUACUCUGAGGUCAGUCAGGAUAGCAGGUUAAGAGCUAAUGUUAGCUGUAAACUCAUUGUUGUUAAUGCAAAAUUAGCCGGCUAUGGCUAGUCUUACAUUUUUAAAGCUUAUGGCAAUAUAUCCACCAUAAUGGUGUCGUGUUUGGGUUUUCAUUCAUACACUUGAACUAUAAGUAAAAGUAAAAGGUGCUAAAAGACGUUUUACCUAUUUAAUUUGUACAUGUUAUGGGCUAAAAGGUGUUAAACCUACAAUGAUAAGUGACAAAUAGUGGUGACAACGCACAAGUGGAUGAUUAUAACGGAUUUAUUGAUACUUAUGACACAUUGAAAUGUUUCUGUUAAAUAUAUUCCUAUUGUAACAUACAUGUGAACACAUUAAAUGUAUGGGCAAAUCUUAGUUUGUACGCCCCCUAUGAAAUUCUCUUCCUGGACUACUAAAGGCUCCACAGACCAAACAAAAUAUCUGAAACCCCCUCUCUCUGAAAAAUAAACACCAUUUGCGUGUUAGGAUGUGAUCCUGAUCCUUAAACAUCAAAUACUCAUACUUUUUAAGUGCUAUACACCUAUUUUUUUUUUUCGUUUGGCUGUCACAUAAUUGUACGAGAGUAAAAAUUUAAUUUAAAAAUGUUUAAAUAAAAUACAAUGAGCUACAAUAACAGACACAAAAAAGGCCAAAAGUCUGUCAGAAAAAUACAUCGUUUCUCUUUCACUGUCUCAAAGGGGCAGACAUAGUUCCCAGAUGAGGUUUAGACAGGUGAUGCAAAACUUUAGAGAAAAUUGCACAUGGCUCCUCAGCAGCCAGCUUGUGUGUUGUUUUUGUCGUCACUGUAAACACGCUUAAUAAAUGAACGCAACCAAUGUCAUUUUUUAAGUACUAAAUCAUAUUAAAUUUACACAAUUAGAAGGUCAAGCUGGUAGAUCGUACUCUUUUAUUUUAUUUACUGAUACCCUCAUUAUUCCACCAGAAGUAAAACAAAUAUGCAGGUAACACUUGCCUUUAAAAAGCAGAAGCUUUGAGUGCGACUAAAAGCAUGUUUAGCAGCAAUUUCCAUGGACUGUGUUAAGAAACUUGUUUUUCUCAACAGAGGUUCAGCACACUGCGGGUGGCUCGGCACGCAUGUCAUUCAUGAUAUUGAUGGCUAUCUUCUCCUGCUCUGCAUCAGUUAUGUACCUGGUCUACAGGAACUUCCCUGAGCUUCCCGAGUAAGUUGCUUCAAGGAAUUUAAAACUUGAUUGGGUCAAGAAGAUCAAACCUCAAGAAAUCUGUAAUUACACAAAUACUACUAUUGCUUCUUGUUUAAGAUUUUUAUAGUAAUCUCAUUAAUUCAUUGAUAGUUGUACACAUUCUAUAAUCAUAUAGCCUUCAAAAUAAGUUGCAUUUGAACUGAGUGUUAAGCAAUAUUGAUGCAUGCAGAAAUGCUAUGACAGUGUACCACCACAGUUGGGGAUAUUUUCUAACUGUGAAAUCAGCAGCCUUGCAACAGAGGCCUGGACUAGUCUGAGUCAAGAAAUGGCGCCUGAUCAGACCAAGACGUAACAAUGGAGAAGGGGUUACUUCUAAACCUGAGGUUGCAUGAGAAGCUCAAAUUAGACUUAUUUUCCUGAAAUGGCUUUUGCAUUUUUUGAGCCAUGAAGGUUUGAUAUAUGCACAUAACAGUACCUGGAGCAGUAAAAAGAAAUAAAGAAAAUAGUUAGAAAUUGAAACUUUUUCUUGAAACUGAUGACAUUUUUAAAGAGCACUCAAGACCAACUGAGAGAAAUUUCAGCCUGCAGUGUUUUUGAAAAACUACUCUAUUUACAUUUUAAACACAGAAGAGAACUGGACUAAUCAUUAACCAAGGGUUCAUGAGGAACUUUAUCAGUGACCAUACAUGAACCUUGUCAUUUUCACUCAUGUACUGAUUUCCAGCGGAAGCAGCACAAAGCGGUCACUUUGUCUAAAUCUAAACAGAAGCUAUAGUGAAGAUAGUCAAAAUGGUUUAGAGUUUCAGAAAUGAGCAUAGAUUAUAAUUAAUUUCUUUCUUUUUUUUUUUUUCAGUGACGAAAUGGAAAAAAUCAAGAUUCCCAAAGACAUGGACGAUGCCAAAGCUUUGGGAACAGUACUGUCCAAGUACAAAGAGACAUAUUACACCCAAGUGCUGGUGGCCUACUUCGCAACAUAUGUCUUGUAUCCUUGACGAAGAAAUCUCUUCGGGAAAUUAAGCUAAACUUUAGUUAAAAGCUAGGAAGAAAUUUGCUGUUGCUUAAGUAUAAGUCUUCUUCAUCUAAGAGCUGUCUGCAGGGUCCUUCUCACACAUGCACCAAGACCCUGAAUUUAUUCAGUCAGUACCCAGACAGAGUGUGUACAGGAAUACUAAUUACCUAAAAAUUGAACUGGACAAAAUUUCAGCCUUCCAGCCAACUCUCUAAUUACAUGCAAUGUCCAAUUAGGCCUGUUUAGAAAUAGAACAGGUCAUUGUGCAGAGGAUUGACAGCAAGCGAGUGGGUGAGUUGAUGGUAUGAUGAUGUCACAGGGAAAGUGGCUGAUUCAUACUCCUUCUGCUUGUCUUCAUGUAGCUUCACACUCUUUUGUAUAUUUGACAGAUACAUUUGAGUGCAUAGAAUAUUGAUACUAAUGCUCAAACAAUUAUCUUAAUUAUCGAGUCCUCUUCUGCUUCCAGUGGUCUGGAUGCCACCUCUCUAAACUAAUCAAACAUUUUCUCUGUUAUAUUCAACUGGAAUAAAAAGAAGCAUCAGCCAAUAUCCUAACUUGAUUCCUGGGGCAUUGUCUGGAGUUCACACCAGAGUCUGCAAGACAAAUCUGAAUGUCCUUCAAUUCUCAAACUAUUAAUAAUGUAUCGGUUGAGCGGACCUGUGUAUGAAAGCUGGAAAGAAGGACAUUUGUAUGCAGAGCUAGUUUUAGAAAUGAAUCCAAGUAUCAAAUCUGAGAUUGUAGUGAAAUGCCAGCAGGCUAACGUACAAACAGAAAUGUAUUUAAUUAUUUUGUUAUCUGUUACAUUAAGGAUGUAUCAGUCUGUCAUUUACCUUGACGCUUUUGUCAGCCUCCAGACGUUUGCAAUCCCUGGUUCCAUUUUCCUCAGCAUCCUGUCUGGAUACCUCUACCCUUUUCCUUUAGCUCUUUUCUUGGUUUGCUUGGUAAGUAAGGAGAGAGAGUGGCACAUGAUUGAAAACAAAUGUAAAAUCUUAUAGUGUUAAACUGUGCAUGGAAGUGGUUUCCACCGAGCAGGCACUUCUAAACCUGAGAGUUAGGAAAUGCAUCUGGAAAGAUGGACAGUGCCUCUUAAAAUGUUUUUUUUACAGACCACCUUAAAAUUGAUUUAGAUUUUUCACAACUACUUGCCACCAGCUAUAACUGAAGCUCCUGUUAUUGCCUGCUACCAUAACACUGUAGUAAUAGACAUGUAAGGAAGUUCUAAUACUAGUGGUGUUGGCUCUGCAAAUGUUUGUCUCCCACUUCAAACCAGUAGUUCAAUCACAGGCCCUACGAUCCUGUCCUCGGCAUUUUCUUUAUUGAAGAGUCUUACAACAAACCACAACAUUAUUACAACUUGAGAGUAUUUUAGUACAGGUGGAAUGAUUGUAUAAAAGGCCCAGCUUUGAUAUUAGAUUUGCCUUUUCCUCAUCAAAAUUAAUUCUCAUUUAGCCAUCAUGUACUUUUCUGUUGACAGUGCUCUGGCCUGGGUGCUUCAUUUUGCUACAUGCUGUCAUACCUGGUGGGUAGACCUGUGGUCUACAAAUACCUCUCAGAGCGAGCACAGAAAUGGUCCCAGCAGGUAAUAGACUACACUGUGAACGGGGGGUAUAUUGUUUCAGCGAUUUAUUUAUUUACAGUAUAUAUACAAUAUAUAUUUACAGCAAGUUUUUUGGCAAAAACUUGCAGCUGUUAAAAAAAAAGAAACACUUAUUCUACACUGAAACAUGCACUUGUUUUGUUGUUACUGUGUGCCAGCUAUUACUUCAGCUCUAUCUGCAUUUAGCUGGCCUAAGUAGAAGGUUGAAGUACUUAUUUGAGCAAAUAUUUAUUAUUACCUGAACUAACAAAGUUGUUUGAUGCAAAACAGUAAUCGUAAUUAUUUUCUACACAAGGCUUAAGAUCAUAAUGUUAUAACGUCUAGAGUGAAUACUGUGUAAAAUAUACACAACAUUGAAAUCAGAAGCCACGUUAAGAUGGCAAUUCACGUGCUAGUAUAAUUAAUGGACCAUAAAUCCAGGGCUUAUCCCUAAUCAAACCUUGUGCUCUUUACUUUCUGCUGGCAGGUUGACAAACACAGAGAUCAUCUGAUCAAUUACAUCAUCUUCCUGAGAAUAACUCCAUUUCUUCCCAACUGGUUCAUCAACAUCACCUCUCCUGUCAUCAACUUGCCUUUGGGGGUUUUCUUUAUCGGGACCUUUCUCGGUAAGACUGUCUCUCCCUUUGUAUUUUAAUUUGGUAAAUAUAAAAAUGCACUGUCUUCAUGAUGUCAAACUGGUACCUUUGCAGGAGUGGCACCGCCAUCCUUUGUAGCCAUCAACGCAGGUACACAACUGUACAAACUGACCACAGCUGGCGAGGCCGUCUCCUGGAACUCUCUGGCUAUACUCGGCAUCCUUGCCGUGCUCUCCAUCUUGCCAGUCUGCUUCCAGAAAAAUCUGCAGAAGAAAUUAGAGUAGAGAGUAACACUUCAGCACCUCAUCUGCUGGCUCAUCCCGACGUCCCUGUCCCCUCAGCUCAGGAACGUGCAGUUGUCACUCAAGUUAAUAUAGCUCAGAGUCUGACUGCUGGCACAAGCACUCAUUGACCACGAAAUGCAUGCAGUGGUGGGUCGUUCCUGAAGUGAAGUACCGUGUAAAAUGGCCGCUGCUUGCACAAGAUUCUUUUUUUUUUAUCAUUGUUGUUUUCUGUGAUUUAUUCUUAUUUUAUUUUUUUUGAUUGAUUCUGUGAAUUUGGCACAUCUUGUAAAAACAGACUUCCUUUUUUUUUUUAAGCUUUACUCAUUUUCAUGUUAAUCUUGUCAGAAAAAUAAAGGUGCUACUUGUAGGAUGUUAAAUAUGAUUCUAUAUAUUAUUCUAAAAAUGUUGUACAAUAUUGCCCAGUUUUCAUUGGGCAAUAUUGUACAACAGUAUCUCGUUGAGACCGAAAUUUAAUCACUGGAAAACAUCUGACUACUUCAUAUGCCUCGACAGUGGAUUAUCAAUAACAAUCCUGUAUGUAGCACCUUUAAGUUUAACUCCUUUUUAAAUACUUGUUUCAAAAUGUUGGCGUCAAUUUGCAACUAAUGAAGUGUACCAGCACAGCAAUAACUGUCACUCUAAUGUUAAAGUGGAUCUUAAUCACAGACCUGUGGAAACUGCUGGUGCCUGCCUCUGCAAACACUUGCAGUGUGAUGAAAGAAUGGAGCAGCAGAAAAGAAAUAUUUUACUACCAAUCUUUGUAAUUGCCUCAGUGUUGAUGUGUGGGAUUUCCACAUUAUUCUUUGAGAGGUGCCUGGAUCCACUGCCACACAAGCUCUUGAUUUAUUCACCAGUCUCUGCUCAUAGCAGUAGCGUAGCAGCUCCUUCCCUGCUACUGCAACUCUUGGAGAAAAAAAAAAAACAGACUUAACUCAUGCAGUAUUUCUUAACAGGACGUCUUAGCUGCAGGUUGCGCAUUUCUGAUGUAUGUUAUGAAGAAGGGAGCAUAUAUUAUGUCAACAAGGCAGACGUGUUUGUAUGGUCAGAUUCAUACCACCCAGAAAAACCAAACAGCAAAUAGAAAAUGGUUUUAGUGUUAAGAUAAUUACAGGGUGAGAUGUCUCUGAAAGUUUUGCAAAUGUUGAUUUUUAGGCACUUUCUGGUGUGUUAUCAGAUUGUUUGUGUCUAAUGUCUUUUUUUUUUUUUCUUCAAGUUAAGAACUGGAGUUAUUAUUCCUAUCUAUGAAGAUAAACAUGGCCCUCAAUAAUACUGCAGAUGGACAGGUUACCUAAGCCUUACUGAGAUUUUUUUCUGCUUCUAGUCUCCACCUGAAGAAAUGUACUAAGAUGCCUAAUGCUAUGUCUCAUUUUGUGCUUUUUAGAUUGUUUUAAAAAACCUAACUUUGUUCUGUGUGAUAAAUUUUUUACAUUUUUCUUUUCAUUAAGAUGUUUUUUUUGCCUGUGUACUUAACAAAGUCUUCAGCUGCUGUUUUACAACCUCAUACACGGUCACUAGGAAACUUGAUACAGUUCAUGUACUUGUGAGUAACUUAUUCAACUGAUUUUUUCUGUUAUCUCUUAAAAUCAUUCAAUUACGAUGGACAGAUGGUUUUUUACAUUCUAAGAUUUCCUGUUUAUACUCCAGUGUCUUACUAUCCAACAGAUUUACUGUAUACUGCAAGAUUAAUUUCAGAUAUACAUUCGAAAUAGCCACAAAGGCAUCUGUGUAAAUGCUUUGCUAAUACUGUGAAUGCUUAAGUCUGAUUGUUUUCACCUCUCAAAUUUGUUGCAGCACAUGACUCUGUCACUCUUGUUUUAAAAUUGGUUUGUAAGACAACUUUUAAUUGUUGUCCAGGACAUGGAGAGCAUAUUCAGUAAAAGAUCAAUGCUAAAGACUUCUUUGAAUUGAAUUUAUUUAGAGGAUACUUUUUUUCUCCAUGUUCUUGGUGAUGUAAAAUCUGCCAAGGUAUAAAAAAGAGGUUAUUGAUUCCCACCUUUAUCUUUUCAAACAUUUAAACUAAAACCUAUUCUUGAGCUCAUACUGAUCAAAAACUAAGACUUGACUUGACUAGCUGUGUUUUCCCAUUUCUCUUUUCAAUGUAACUUGUGUAACCCUCUGUAAACAUUUCACAAAGCAGUAUUAUUUUAUACUGAGCGGUGAUGGAUAGCAGCGUAAAUUGUUAUAGAAUGAAAGUGUCUGUCCUAUCUAAUCAUUUUCUAAAAUAUUUAUUGAAUCAUUAAAGUUAUCUUGAAAGAAUA